Molecule: messenger RNA, 349 nt
Organism: Cutaneotrichosporon oleaginosum
Lineage: Eukaryota; Fungi; Basidiomycota; Tremellomycetes; Trichosporonales; Trichosporonaceae
Source: RefSeq, a predicted model, not a curated record
UGGGAGGACAACACUUUCCCACACCAUGUCCUAUAUGUGUAGUCUCAAGGUGUGAGACCUCGGCUACAAGGCACAUGACGAAUGAAGCGGUGGGCCAGGCUAUCCAUGACGCAGCGGGACGUAAUCCGGAGUUGCUCUGCCUCGACUCGCCGUAUGGCAUGUUGAAUCCCCUCAUGGACCUCCAAUGCCACGGGCUACUGAGGGUUCACUGCCUGUCCAGUCCGGCUGUCGUUGAAGACAAGGAACCAAAAGAGAUUUACUGGACGAGUUAGGAAUCGAACCAAAGACCUUGUCAAUACCAGCGGAGUCGCAAUGCUAAUGACACGCUCUACCAACUGAGCUACACGCC